Molecule: messenger RNA, 575 nt
Organism: Rhagoletis zephyria (snowberry fruit fly)
Lineage: Eukaryota; Metazoa; Arthropoda; Insecta; Diptera; Tephritidae
Source: RefSeq, a predicted model, not a curated record
AUGGUCAAGUUUCUGCUGAUUGGAUGGGGACUGCCAGUGGUGGUCAUGACCGCCUACACAGUAGUGCAUCUCAAUCCAAAGUUCAACAAUAGCUGCUGGACAAAGUCAAUGGGCUACUGGGAGCUGCUCUACAACAUCCCGCCAAUCAGUUUUAUUCUGAUAAACAUCGUUCUUUUGGUAAACAUGACCUACAUCAUGUUCAAGAAGCUUUCCUCGUCAAAUGACACUCACAUCAAGUCAGGCCUUCGAGCGUCUCUUUUUCUGGUGCCCGUCUUUGGCAUUCAGUACGUCUUUUACAUUGUCCCCUUUGAUCCAUUUGAGUCCUGUGCGACCUAUCUCUUCGUCAUCCACUACGUUCUCAUUAUCACAGAAGCACUGCAGGGAGCCAUGGUGGCCACCAUCUUUUGUUUCUUCAAUAAAGAGAUUCAAGAGAAUAUUCAAAAGCAAUUCAAAAAGAAGCGGUAUUUUCGUUACGGCGACAGCGUCCACCACACUGAACGCCAUGAGCUGAGUGGUGCAAAGCGAUCUCGCAAACUUCACUCACAAACCUCCACCACCUCUUGCUCACCGUCCAC